Messenger RNA from Neomonachus schauinslandi (Hawaiian monk seal), 1764 nucleotides. It is a transcript of the gene GASK1A, whose product is annotated as golgi associated kinase 1A. Lineage: Eukaryota; Metazoa; Chordata; Mammalia; Carnivora; Phocidae. The record is from RefSeq and is a predicted model, not a curated record. Bases 1 to 1764 code for a protein of 587 amino acids. Gene Ontology annotation, cellular component: Golgi apparatus. The transcript is spliced from 5 exons.
AUGAACAGCAAAGUUUAUGAGCAGAUUAAGGCAUCUUGGCUCUGGAGAAAGCUGCGUGGCAAGAGGCGGUGGGUGAUGGCAUUCUGCCUCUUGAUGACUCUGUCUGUGGUGACUGUCACCCGCUUCCUCCCACAGCAUCCAGCCACUGGCCCAGACCCGGGUCCCAUGGAGCCCCAGGAGGUCACUGGAGCCCCUGGCCCCCACAGCCGGCAGGCUCUGAGCUCUAGCUGGAGGCAGCGGGCAAGAGACCUAGGGUUCUGGAAAGGCUGGCCCUUGCCUAGGAAUUCCAUCCCCGUGUGUGCUGAGGAGAAAGGCCACAGGGGGACAGUGGACGGAAGCAGGAAGUCCCUGGGAGAGGACAGCAAGCAUCCAGGGAGGGUCAGGAGGGACAUUACUUUGGCCUCUCCAAGAAAUUUGAGACUCAGUACCUCGCGUCUUUUGCUCCUGAGGGACGAUGAGGUCAGGGCUCCAGGAAGCAAAGACUUGGGUACCCCCUGGCAUGACAGUCCCAUCGGAGAGGCACAGAAUGAGACUGGCACCCUGGCUGACCCCGUCACAGGACGUGGCAUGACAGCUUUACAGGCUUGGAGAGCUGCUGUUGGACUCACCCUCCGGCCCCACCCAGUGGAAAGCAAGAAUCUGCCGGGAGCUAGGAACGGAGCCUUGACUGGUAAGCGACAAGCAGGGCAUCCCACCUCAGUUACAGGGGCUCUUCGGUGGCCUGGCUCUGUUGCGGAGCUGCAAGAAUCUGUCUGGUGUGAUGCCGAGACCCCUGAGCUGUUGACCAGCUUGAGGACCGGCGGGCAGGCCCCCCCAUGGCUCACGGAGCACGAUGUGCAAACACUCCAGCUGCUGGCCCACGGGGAGGUGGUGGGCAAAGCCAGGGUCCCUGGCCAUGGGCAGGUGCUGCAGGUCGGCUUCUCCAGUGAUGGUGCCCUUCGGAACAUGUCUUCCGGGCUCAGCCAUCUCUGCUCCCAGGGGCUCUGUGGCCUGAUCAAAAGGCCUGGGGACCUGCCGGAGGUCCUGUCCUUCCACGUGGACCGGGUGCUGGGGCUGCGCCGGAGCCUGCCUGCCGUGGCCCGGAACUUCCACAGCUCCUUGCUGCCCUACCGAUACACGGAUGGUAGCACCAGGCCCGUCGUCUGGUGGGCGCCUGAUGUGCAGCACCUGGGAGACCCAGAGGAUGACCAGAACUCUCUGUCCUUGGGCUGGCUGCAGUACCAGGCCUUGUUGGCACAUGGCUGUCGCUGGCCAAGCCAGGCCCCCUGCCUGGGCAUCCACCACACCGAGUGGGCACGCCUGGCGCUCUUCGACUUCCUGCUGCAGGUACAUGACCGCCUAGACCGCUCCUGCUGUGGCUUCGAGCCCGAGCCGUCGGACCCCUGCGUGGAAGAGAGGCUCCGAGAGAAAUGCCGCAACCCCGGCGAGCUGCGGCUGGUCCACAUCCUGGUCCGGAGCAGUGAUCCAUCCCAUCUGGUCUACAUCGAUAAUGCCGGCAACCUUCAGCAUCCUGAGGACAAGCUGAACUUCCGGCUGCUGGAGGGCAUCGCUGGGUUUCCUGAGUCUGCCCUGCAGGUUCUUGCCUCAGGGUGUCUGCAGAACAUGCUGCUCAAGUCCCUGUGGAUGGACCCCGUGUUCUGGGAGAGUCAGGGCGGGAGACAGGGACUGAAGCAGGUGCUCCGGACCCUGGAGCGGCGAGGCCAGGUGCUGCUGGAGCACGUCCGCAAGCACAACCUCACCCUCUUCAGGGAGGAGGCCUCGUGA